This is a messenger RNA of Polychytrium aggregatum, 1137 nucleotides long. RefSeq lists its product as uncharacterized. NCBI's taxonomy places the organism in Eukaryota, Fungi, Chytridiomycota, Chytridiomycetes, Polychytriales. The transcript has 9 exons. Bases 1 to 1137 code for a protein of 378 amino acids. The record is from RefSeq and is a predicted model, not a curated record.
AUGGACCGGCUGUCGCAGCCCAGGCCCGCUUUGCCCUCUCCCCUUGAUCGCAAUCGCACCAGACCCACAAACCGCAAGACCAGCUCUCUGCAGCAAACUGAGCUCUGCCACUCGCCUGUUACCAACCAGAAUCCCGCGAAGCAAAUGGAGAAGUUUUCCCGUUGGAGAGACCCAGGCACCGGAAUCCAACCCUUCCUGCCUCCCAAGCCCCCUCGAGUUGAUGGAUCUGGAGUCAAGGGCGCCGUUUCAGUCUUGGAGACAUACAUCCUGGGGCCUCCUCUGGCCGUCGUCAAGGGCUUGCUUGUCGGUAUCCUGGGAUUGUUCUUCCUUGGUCUGAAUAACAUUGGAUCCCUGCUCGCCAUACCGAUCCUGCACCGUUUGUGGAUGCAGCUCAUCAGCGCUCUGGUGCUGCGACCCCUCUUGUUCCUCUUUGGAUUCUACUACAUUCCCUUCGAAACAGUUACUCUGCGCAAAGGAAUGCGCCGCGGCGAUGCUGUCGAGUCGCAUCUCCAGCGAAAGAUCCAGAGCGGCGACAUCAUUGCUGCCAACCACAAUUCGUACAUCGACAUUCUCAUCUUGCAGUGCUUUUAUGCCCCUGUCUUCACAACUGUUUCGGAGGCCGGUUUGGUCCGCUCAAUCUCGUUCCUGGAGGCCCUGCUGACUACCGGCAACGAGCCCCGGCUCAAGUCGUCGUCAAACCACGUCCCUCUUUCGCAACUGGGCACUACCUCCAAUGGCCGCGGCCUGCUUCGGUUCCUGCCUGUCUUCAACCAUGUGGAUUUGAACGAGACCACUAUUCACAUCGUGGGUCUCAAGUACGAUUACGAGCAGUACUGUCCGGCGUACACAUGUGGUGACAAGCAGAGCCACGUCUAUGGCCUACUCACCCAGUUUGUAAACCAUGUCUCGAUCAAGCUACUGCCUGCAUCCGAGUGCGCCAUCGACCCCAAGAGUAUACCAGUGGGCAUCGCCGUCAAUCCGCUGGAGGGUGUCGUGGGAACCCAGGUCAGCAACUACCUCGGGCAAAUCCUACGCACCCGCAAAACCGGCCAGGGCGCGACCGACAAGGUGGACUUUUUGGACUACUAUCGCGAAGUCGAGAGCAAGAAGUACAUUGGCAAAUCGAAGAAGGCCUGA